Vollenhovia emeryi is the source of this 5463-nucleotide messenger RNA. RefSeq lists its product as uncharacterized. The transcript is spliced from 10 exons. The coding region runs from base 563 to 4603 and encodes 1346 amino acids. Lineage: Eukaryota; Metazoa; Arthropoda; Insecta; Hymenoptera; Formicidae. The record is from RefSeq and is a predicted model, not a curated record.
CGCGAUCUUCACUUGUCCGCGGGACGCCGCAGCGGCAGGUACGUUGGUCGCGCGCUCGCGCACUCCGCCCGUCUCCUCUCGCCGCCCUCGACCGCCCGUGUCGUGCGAUGUAAACACGGCUCGCGUUCGGCAGGUGGUCGCAGCUGCGAAACGCCGCGCGCGGCACCGCGUGCCUCGAGAACGCGGAAGAAACGUCCGCGUCGCGGGCAGAGCGUCUCGCAUUCGGCGGUCGACAGUGAUAUCGUGACAGUGCGUGACAUCCGGCCGUUCGCGCGCGCAGUGCAUCAUUCAUUCUUCCCGUCGGCGGGACGGUGCCAGUGAUCUCUCCCGCGUGCUCGCCGCCCGCGGACGACUGGGUUUCGCGAGAGUCCGAGCGUCGCAUCGAGGAGUCGCCGUCUUCCUUCCUGGACACACUUGGCCUCCACCCCCCCCUCGCCCGCCUGAGACAGCAGCCCCCGGCGGCGACGACAGCGUCGUGGGAAAAGGGACGACGCCGCGGAUCUAUCGAUGCAACAUGAAUGGCGAGUCGCGCGCACCAUAGAGACGGCAGGUCGGCAUAGAAAUGGGCAACAACGGCAGCAGCUCCCAUCAAUAUUGCGCGUCCAACGGGCCGCAGGAGAUCGCCGGGCGCGGGUGGACGCAGUCCUUCCCCCGGGAGCUGGGUAGGCAUCACCCGCAGCAGCCGACAGGACACAAGGUCCUGCCGGAGCCGCCCAAUCAGCGGCUACGCGCCACCAAUAAUGGAAGCAUCAUUCACAACGGGGGAACCAUAAGCGGCCGCCGGCCGCCGGCCCUCACGCUUCCGCACGACCUUAAUAAGCAGGGAGGGAUCUUUCGCAGCCGCAGCACCUCGGCGUCGAACAUCGGCGCGUCACGCAGCCGCAAGCUCGAGCACCAUUGCUGCUACUACGGGAGCGGGUCGAGAUGCUGCAUGGAGAGCGAGAUGCAGGAGCUCAAGAGAUUCGGCAGCGAGCCCGACCUGCGGUACUCGCCGAUGGCGCGGGAGGCGGCGCGCUGCAACGGGAAGCAGCAGCAGCAGCAGCAGCAUCAGCACGCGAUGGAGCACCGGCAUUGCGGAAGCGGGCAUUAUCCCGAGCGAGAGUGCAGAGAACGAGAGAGCCGGUACAGAGGCAAGAAGAAGUACAAGGCACCGGCGCCGCCGUCCAACGGCGUCGUUGACGGAUCGUCCCCGGAUUCUUACAGGAACCUUGGUCCUAGAUAUACCGAGUCCGGUCAAGAUCGAGCGGGUGGUUGCCGCGGCGAGGAGGAGGUUCAACCGCCGCCGAGGCGGUCGCGUCUGUUCAAAACGCGAGCGGAGACGAAGAGAGCGCAGGUGAACUGGCUCUCUUCCUCCUCGUCGUCGCAGACUCACGUUGUCGCGGAACGCUGCGAGAACGGUGGCAGCGGGCUAGAGAACGAGCGACGGUGGCGGGGUGAGGACGGCCGCGCCGCCAACAAGGAGAACAGGCUCGUCUGGCGCGAUCAGAGCAACCAUCUCCAUCAGGAUCGCUGGUGCCGGGAUGAGCACAGGCGUUCGCGGAUCUUCGACGGCAAGAACACGCUGCAGAGAAGCAUGAGCAGUCCGGAGUUCCAAGCGGAGUUGAUGCAAGUGGCCAGGAAGGUGCGCAACAAGCUCAACUGCGGCGGCAGAUCCUCCGUAGAGUCGGCGAACUUGGAGCGCAACAGCGAUGUUGAUCGUUGCACGAAAGAGUCGAAGAUCGAGGAGGCGAAAAGGCCGGAGAAAAGAUCAGCGAGGAACGAGGAGAGCAGCCCCGAAGAGCGCGUGGUCGAGGAGAGGCGGCUAACCGAUCGUUGUAGUCGACCCGAAAAUAAGCACAGCUCGUAUAACGAGCGCAAAGGAAAUGCGUCCCGUGAUUCCGGAAGGACCAAGGAUUACUUGGAGGAGAGGCAAGCGGAGGCUGUGUCGGGCGGGAAGAGACGACUCGUCGAGAAAUCGGCGAUGUUGAACGAAUCCUCGGCGAUACACGCGAAAGAACCUCUUCGGAAAGGUCCGAAGGAUCGCCAAGACGCCGUGGGGCAGUCCUCGGGAGAGAGGGUCUCGUUGGAGAAACAACGACGGGACCUUCUUGAGGAUUAUCAACGAGCGAAGAGUGUCGCGAAGAGCCGGAAGUAUGAAAACGCGGCGGACUCGGGGAGAACCAGAUCGGAGAGUCCGGUGAGGCCUUACAUCAGGGUCACAGAUCCUCGCGGGCAGGGUUCCGGGAGGGAAAGCACGCCCGAGCGAACGAGCGAGGCCAAAGAGAGAGAGAAGGAGAGAGAUGCCGAUCGUAGAUGGCGGAAGAGCGACGUUAGGAAUACUGAUGGCGCGCCGGACGAGAAGAGAUGGUCCUGCGAACCUGUUCCCGCGACGGCGGAGAAGAAAGAUGCAAAAUCCAAAGAGAAGCUCGCGAGGAAACCAGAAGCCAAGGAAGUCGUUCGCGAGAAAAAUUGGCACGUAUUGCCGUUGCCGGAGAAAUCCGCACCGAAGACCUUCUACUUCGGCAUGGACGAAGCGUUAUCGAAUGAGUCGCGGAAUUGCGUGGACCAGCACAUGGAGCAAAUCCAAUCCAGGUUGCAGGCCAGAGAGAUCAAUGGUACGAUCGAAUGCCACGACUACACAGAUGAUGGGAAAAGCGGAACCGAGGAUAUCUCAUUAAAGUUGCGACCCACGUUACCUAAGAAACAGCUGGAAAUCCCGCGGUUUUCACCUUCGGCGGCGUGGAGAUUACUGUCAGCGUUAGAAGCACCUGGGCCAACCAUGAGCACGGCGAGCGAGGAAAUUCCGGUGAUGUUCGAGGAGCGUAUCGAACGUCUGUCGAGGCCGCCUCCGCCGCUAAUCGCACUCGGUCCGCGAAGUUCGCACGACAAGUCUGGCGAUUCCGGCAUAUCCGGGGACGCCGGCGCGGUCAACGACGACUCGUUGGACAUCAGCACCAAUACCAACAACAACCGAUUGAAGACACCGGCGACGAGACCGACGUGGACGCCGCAACAGGAUCUAGGCGAGGAGUCGAGCAGUGACGCUGGGGUGGAUUCGCCGCCGCCGAUGCCAACCCCGGUGAAAUUCCCGCCCAGGGCGCACGUGUUCUCGUUGUCGUUGCCGCGCGACGACAAUCGCAUGUACUUGUACAAUCCGGAUCUGAAGAAUAAGGAGGGCUCGACCUUCAAUUCAUUGCAGAAGCUGAAGCGGUCGGUGUCGGGCGCCCUCGGACUCGGACCGCUGGACUUGGAGAGGAAACGCACUCGCGAUGUACUCGACGAUAACUGGCUGCUGUCGACAAGCGCCCCGACGUCGCUGCAGCAUACGCAGAUCACGGACGCGACGCGAUCCUCGCCACCUGGUUGGAAGCCCAGCUUCGACGACGAAGACGAUGACGACGAGGUUUUGGUAGAAGAUCUGGAGGAUCGUGGUGACUUUCCCGUGAUUAUGAAGCCGCCUUCGUUCUCGUAUUUGGCCUCCGGCGGUCAUGUAAUGUAUUUGCCUGAAUCGAAUGACUCUCAGUAUCAACCGCAGAGUUUGGGCUACAGGAGCAACAUGGCGGGGGAAAGUGAGAAGAAUUCCGGUAACAGCUCCGGAUCAAAGUACCGUAAGAACGGUGUGGACGAGUUCAGGAAACCGAGCAAAGAUGUAGAAAAGACGAACAAGCAUCCCAAAGAAUCUGCCAUUCUGAAAGAAAAGCCUUUCGCGAACGACGGAAAAGUGAAUAACAGAUUUUCAAAAUCGUGUGAGAACAUUUCCGAGAUGAAGCAACGAAGUAGUUCACCCGUCGGUGGCCAGCAGAAUUUGCAGGACGAUAAGGACAUUGCGCCGGAAGUCAAGGCACCGUUAAAGAGCAACUCGAAAGGCCGUAGAUUCACGUUCCAGAGCACUGUGCGGCAGAUUGAGAGGCGUAGGUUGGCGGAGAAGCUAUCGCGAGAGGCGGAAGCCAAGGAAAGACAGAGGAAGGGCGAGUUGGAGGCGAUGCGUAAAGUAGAGGAGGAGUUCCAACGAAAACGGGCCAGAGAGAAGGCGAAUAUCAGGCAGCAACUUCGCUUGUACAGCAUGGAUGAAAACCUGAGUAGCUUACCCACUGCAUGGGAUAGCUCGCAGUUAUCCCGCGCGGAUCCGGAUGGCGCGCCGUCGUCAUCCGCGUCGUCACCCACGUCAGUCCCACCGGCGAAAAUGACGACCAUACGAAAGAGCAGCGUCAGCAGCGAUGAGUAUUUGCGUAAAAGAGCGUCCAGCGUGGAUUCUAGGCAGCAGCAACAGCAGCAACAACAGCAACCGAGGGAGUACAAAGAUUAUCGGCCAAAGUAUUACGACUGGGCGCCCACCGAGUCGUCGUCGCAUCUGGAAUUUAAGCAGACCACGGUGCAUCCUAAGGUGGUGUGCGACAUUCCCAAGAGCUCGCCCGUCUUCGUGGACGCGCACGCGAGUGUCAUUAAAACCGCGAAUCUUAGCUCCACUCCCAGAUCCGACAACUACAGGAAAGAUUUUGCUCAUGGGGCCGUGGCGGCGAGAUCCUCCUUAGCCAGCAGCGACAGUGAGCUAUCGCAACCGAACACGAGACCGCAUUCCAGGCAAGCCGUCAGCAAGAGCAAGCCCAUACGGUCUAGGUUUUAAGGUGGGCGUAAAGUAAGUAGUCUUAACACCUCUAGUCAUCUAACAACGCUUCAUUAAACCAAGCCAAGCAAAUACGGUCGCGCUUCUAACUACGUAUUGGGCGAGGAUGGCGCAUAGGUGGCAAGCAUCGUGCGAGAAACGGGUAAACCAACGCAUCUCACAAUUCGUCGAGCGCGUUACGUACGUCUGGGAGAAAGAUCGUCGCUCCGCGACGCGUUGCGUCUUGGUUUAUCUUCCGACGCGUUGAACGCCGGCCAACGUUCUCCGAGUCUUGCGCGCUGUCUGUAUAAGGACUAUGCUAAUAUUUUACUAGAUCCUCAGCUCGCCUAGAAUAGAUGUUUGCCUUGGCGUUCAGCGCGUUGACAAAUACAGCAGAGGCGUCACGUGUGCUCGGCCGAUCGCAAAAUAUUGAUCAUCUACGAACGAAAGUGGUUUCCCUUCAAAAAUGAAGGCUGGCUGCACUAAAGUCCCAUUUCUAUUACAAAAACUGGUAUACCUUUAUUUUUAUAUCGAUAACGUUUAUAAAUUUAUAUUCGCGUACAAGUAUGAAAGAUCGACAAUUUUAAACACAGAAAUAUGUAUAUUUUUAGAUGUUGUGUAAGUUAUUACUUUUUAAAAAAUUACUUUGUCGUUUAAUGCUAUCUGGACUUUCCGUUGCAACGCGAUGGUGAAACGUUUGUGUCGCGUGUCGUGGCGUUCUCUGCUGAUGCCAAAGUAGGAAGAACGGGGGAGGAGGUGUGAAACGGAGCGAAAAGAGUAAGAAACGAUUAAUCAGGUCGGCUAGCCCAACACGCAGCGAGGAGGCCGUCAGCACGGAGGAGGAGACCCCGGUGGAGCCGGUCAAACAGGAGCGAAGCCCC